AUGGCUAACGACGAGUACGAUUUUCUUUUCAAGGUUGUGUUGAUUGGAGACUCUGGUGUCGGAAAGUCCAACCUGCUCAGUCGUUUCACCCGAAAUGAGUUCAACAUAGACUCCAAGUCUACCAUCGGCGUCGAGUUCGCCACCCGCUCCAUCCAGGUCGACUCCAAGACCAUCAAGGCGCAGAUUUGGGACACCGCCGGUCAGGAACGAUACCGCGCCAUCACGUCUGCGUAUUACCGAGGUGCCGUCGGCGCCCUGCUCGUCUACGAUAUCAGCAAGCACCAGACAUAUGAGAACGUCACGCGGUGGCUCAAGGAGCUGCGGGACCAUGCCGAUGCGAACAUUGUCAUCAUGCUAGUGGGUAACAAGAGCGAUUUGCGGCACCUACGGGCUGUGCCGACAGAGGAGGCCAAGGCAUUUGCGAGCGAGAACCACCUAUCUUUCAUCGAGACAUCUGCUCUCGAUGCCAGCAACGUUGAGCUUGCAUUCCAGAACAUCUUGACCGAGAUCUACCGAAUUGUAUCAAGCAAGGCACUUGACAGCGGCGACGGUGCCCAGGCCACCAUCGGGGCAGGAACCAACAUUUCUCUGAGCAAGCCAGCCGACGACGGCACGAAGGCAGCGGGCAAGUGCUACCACCAGCAGAUGUUGUUCCGCCUUGGUCACGGACACCCCGAUGGUUUCGACAAUGUUGGGACGAUCAGGUCCACGAAACACGCCCGUUUGGCUGAGGAGGUCCCCCCCGCGCUAGAACUGGGCACCUCGACAAUGCCUGGCCGUGCUCUGGCCAGGCCAUCCCUGCUUAUCGAUAAGCACCUGCCAGAAAUUUUGGCCGGCAGCCAAAUCGAAAUGCGACCGACCAACCCCUUGAUUCCUAUCGAGAAGAUGGCGACAGUAUACAAGUCUCUCUCUAAAUCUAGUGGUCCCAAGGACGACGAGAAUUCCAGCCAUGGCCCAAGGAAAAAUAAGCAGAGAGUCCUGGCUCUCUCGUCCAGAGGCGUCACGUACAGACAUCGACACCUUCUCAAUGAUCUCGCAGCCAUGAUGCCUCACGCGCGGAAAGAUGCCAAGUUCGACUCGAAAUCCAAGCUGUACCAACUCAACGAGCUGGCCGAGCUGUACAACUGCAACAACGUGCUCUUCUUCGAGGCGCGGAAGGGUCAGGACUUGUACCUGUGGGCGAGCAAAGUGCCGAACGGUCCGACCGUCAAGAUGCACGUUCAGAACAUGCACACUAUGGAGGAGCUACAUUUCACAGGAAACUGCCUGAAGGGCUCACGGCCGGUUUUGUCGUUCGACGCCGCAUUCGAGACAGAUCCCCACCUGCAGGUCAUCAAGGAGCUCUUCACACACAUCUUCGGUGUGCCCCAAGGCGCAAGGAAAUCGAAGCCCUUCAUCGAUCAUGUCAUGGGCUUCACGGUGGCGGACGGCAAGAUCUGGGUGCGCAACUACCAGAUCAACGAGGUGGAGGCGACGAGUGCCAAAGCCGACGGCGAGGACGAUGAGGAAGCAGAGAAGGCGUCAAAGAAGAAGCCAUUCGGCGGACGGAAUAAGGACACUGACAUCAAGCUGGUGGAGAUCGGCCCGCGGUUCGUCUGCACGCCGAUCAUCAUACAGGAGGGCUCGUUCGGAGGCCCCAUCAUCUACGAGAACAAGCAGUUCGUGUCGCCUAACCAGGUGCGUUCCGAGCUGAGGAGGAAGAAGGCUGGGCGACGGAACAUCAGGGCGGAACAGGCAGCGGAGAGCACGGGCAGGAAAGGCCAGCUCGGCUUGAAGACGGAUGGGGAGAACAAAAAGACAGAUGUUUUGUCCACCAAGGCCGUCUUUUCUUAA
Molecule: messenger RNA, 1833 nt
Organism: Diaporthe amygdali
Lineage: Eukaryota; Fungi; Ascomycota; Sordariomycetes; Diaporthales; Diaporthaceae
Product: ribosome biosis protein brx1
Exons: 10
Coding region: 1-1833 (610 amino acids)
Biological process (GO): ribosomal large subunit assembly; rRNA processing
Cellular component (GO): nucleolus
Molecular function (GO): GTPase activity; rRNA binding; GTP binding
Source: RefSeq, a predicted model, not a curated record